Molecule: messenger RNA, 3086 nt
Organism: Hyla sarda
Lineage: Eukaryota; Metazoa; Chordata; Amphibia; Anura; Hylidae
Product: gastrula zinc finger protein XlCGF26.1-like
Exons: 11
Coding region: 867-2846 (659 amino acids)
Biological process (GO): negative regulation of transcription by RNA polymerase II
Molecular function (GO): DNA-binding transcription repressor activity, RNA polymerase II-specific; RNA polymerase II cis-regulatory region sequence-specific DNA binding
Source: RefSeq, a predicted model, not a curated record
CAUGACCACCAAAACAGGUCGUUUAUCCUUCUGUAUUCUUACCUUUUCUCAGCUCCACGCCUCUUGUGGUUGAUGACAUGACGUCAUCACAGGUCCCAUGGUAAAAUAAGUUUAAUAGUCUGUAAGCCCCGCCCCUCAAGUCUUAGUCACAUGAUCAUGACGUCAUCCCAAAUCCUGUAUUUUUUUUUAUCAUAUACACUGCUGUACUGGUCAGUCAGUGCCGAGUGGUUGUUCUCUCUGUUAUCAGCCAAACGAUUUCCCAUAGUUCACAGCAUUGUAUACACUGGACAAUCACUGCUGAGCAGCGUUACAGUGUGUCAUCACAGAUGUGAGCAACAACAGAUAAGAUUGAUAUGGAUCCUGACAGGGUCGAUGAAAUGUGACCUGAACGUCUCCUUCGUGGCGGCUGAUGUAAGCGAUAUUAUUCUGUCUUCAAUAUAAGAACCGCACCGAUUUUUAUUACAUCUCCCCCGGGUUGUGCUUUUAUGUAUCAUUUCUUGUGCUGUUGGCUGGUGCUCUCUGCUGACACCUCUGUCGUAGGUUUGUUCUAUCCCGUCCUCAUAUCUUGACCUCAUAUCCCGUCCUCAUAUCCCGACCUCAUAUCCCUUCCUCCUAUCCCGUCCCCAUAUCCUGUCCCCAUAUCCUGUCCCCAUAUCUCGACCCCAUAUCCCGUCCCCAUAUCCUGUCCUUAAAUAGUGGGUGUGUCUUUGUGAGAUGAGGUGUGGCUUGCAAGCUGGACUGACACAUUCACCAGGAGAUGCAGAGCAGAGCUUGUGGAGUAAGGUAACAGAAGUCCUGUAUACUUGCAUGGGACUUAAAACCAAAACCCAUCUUUUAUAUAAGGGUGUAGAUUCUCCUUUUCCUGAAUGAACCCAAGGAUGGAGAAGGACAGGAAUGAGAUGACUAAGAGAAUAUUACACUUCACCUUGGAGAUCCUCCACCUGCUGACCGGAGAGGAUUAUACCAUAGUGAAGAAGACAUCGGGGGAGUGUGUGGCCCCCAGCAGCCAUCUCCAUGAAUCAGGAGGACAAUGCAGGGCCCGGGGCCCCAUCACGGAGCCUCCACCUCACUCACUGAUACAUGAGGAGAAGAUCCUAGAACUCAUCCACAGGAUCACUGAGCUGCUUACUAGAGAGGUUCCUAUAAGGUGUCAGGAUGUGGCGGUCUAUUUCUCCAUGGAGGAGUGGGAGUAUGUAGAAGGACACAAGGAUCUGUACCAGGACAUAGUCAUGAUGGAGGACCCCCGGACCCUCACAUCACAAGGUGGAGUCAUUGAUAGAAAUCUUCCCGAGAGGUGUCCCUGCCCUCUGUAUUCCCAGGACUGUCCAGAGGGAAAUGUCCCAGAGAACCAUCAGGGUGAAGAUCUGAUGGAUAUUAAGGUUAAGGUUAUAGAUGAAGAAGAGGAAGAGACGGGUGUCAUGGCCGAUCAGCAGUGUAAGGAGGGGGAGGAGGAGACGGGUGUCAUGGCCGAUCAGCAGUGUAAGGAGGAGGAGGAGGAGACGGUUGUCAUGGCCGAUCAGCAGUGUAAGGAGGAGGAGACGGGUGUCAUGGCCGAUCAGCAGUAUGGAGUCAUGGAUAGAAAUCCACCCGAGAGGUGUCCCCGCCCUCUGUAUUCCCAGGACUGUCCAGAGGGAAAUGUCCCAGAGAAGCAUCAGGGGGGAGAUCUGACUAAUAAUAAAGUGGAGGAUGAAGAAGAGAGGAUGAGGGGCCAUCACCUGUGUAUGAGGGAAGUGAAGGAGGAAAUUCCAGGAGGUGUUACCCCAAAAAUGCUCAAUAAGAACUCUGAGGAAAACUUAAAGUUAUUGCUAAAUCAUAAAGGAGAAGAUGAAGAUUUAAUAAAGGAUUCUUCAGGAGAGAACCUUGUUACCGUAAAUGUACAUCCAGGACUUCAUAGUACAGAUUUACCAUAUAAUCCUACUGAUCAUGACCAACCGAAAAUUGUUACCACAAAGACAUUUUGUUGUUCACAGUGUGGGAAAUGUUUUUCAAAGAAAUUCAUUCUUAUUAGACAUGAGAAAAAUCACUCAGGAGAGAAACCGUAUUCAUGUGCAGAAUGUGGAAAAUGUUUUGCAGAAAAAUCAAAUCUCUCUAGACAUAAGAGAAGUCACACCGGAGAGAGGCUAUUUCCAUGUUUAGAAUGUGGGAAAUGCUUUACCAAUAAAUCAGUCCUUCUUAUACACGAGAGAACACACACUGGAGAGAAGCCAUAUUCAUGUUUAGAAUGUGGGAAAAGUUUUACAGAUCAAUCAACUUUGGUCUCACAUGGAAAAAUUCACACAGGAGAGAAGCCAUAUUCAUGUUCAGAAUGUGGGAAAUGUUUUUCAAAAAAAUCUACUCUUCUUAUACAUGAGAAAAGUCACUCAGGAGAGAAGCCAUAUUCAUGUUCAGAAUGUGGGAAAAGUUUUACAGAAAAAUCUAAUCUCUCUAGACAUAUGAGAAGCCACACAGGAGAGAGGUUAUUUCCAUGUUUAGAAUGUGGAAAAUACUUUACAAAUAAAUCAGUUCUUGUUAUACAUGAGAGAACACACACAGGAGAGAAGCCAUUUUCUUGUUUAGAAUGUGGGAAAAGUUUUACAGAUAAAUCUACUCUUGUUUCACAUGGGAGAAUACACACAGGAGAGAAGCCAUAUUCAUGUUCAGAAUGUGGGAAAUGUUUUUCAAAAAAAUCAACUCUUAUUAUACAUGAGAGAAUUCACACAGGGGAGAGGCCAUAUUUAUGUUCAGAAUGUGGGAAACGUUUUACACAUAAAUCACAUCUUGUUACACAUAAGAGAAUUCACAUAGGAAAAGGACCGUAUCCAUGUACAAAGUGUGGUAAAUGUUUUUCCACAAUUUCCCACACAUAGUUAGAUAUAAAAGAAGUCACAUAGGAGAGAAGUUUUAAUUACAUUUCAGAAUGUGGAGAAUGUUUUGAUACUAAAGUCAGCCAUGUUGACGUUGAAAAAGGAUUCACAAAUUAAUCAAAAUUUAUAAAGUCAUCAAAGAAUUCACCAACAAAUGUACUUGUAUAAUGUGUGAAGAUGAAUGUAAAAGAAUAAAAAAAUAUAUAAAUUGAUACUGUAAUAAAUAAAAAAAACAGACACAGA